CACCACCACCACCACCACCACAAAGCUCGCCUCUUGGCCACUUCCAGCGACAAUCUUGUCUGAGAAGUACACUGCACAGACACAGCUGCCCGGCCACGAUCUCACGACAUCAAGACAUCCUACGCUCGCACUCACCCCGAGCCGCAUAUAGCUACUACGCAAAGCAGCAAGCAAACUCGACCCGCACAGCCACCUCUUUAAACGCACCGCACUCUUGCCACCCUUUCCCACCCUUUUCCCUUACACAUACACAUAAUGGCUGACGCUCAAUACGACUAUCUCUUCAAGGUGGUGCUGAUCGGAGACUCGGGAACAGGAAAGUCGAACCUCCUCUCUCGAUUCACACGCAACGAGUUCUCCCUCGAGUCCAAGUCCACAAUUGGAGUCGAAUUUGCUACCAGGUCCAUCUCGGUAGACUCAAAGACUGUCAAGGCCCAAAUCUGGGACACUGCUGGUCAGGAGCGUUACAGGGCCAUCACAUCAGCCUACUACCGUGGUGCAGUGGGGGCCCUCUUGGUGUACGACAUUGCCAAGCACCCAACAUACGUCAAUGUGUCCAGGUGGCUAAAGGAAUUGAGGGACCACGCUGAUAGCAACAUUGUCAUUAUGCUCGUGGGGAACAAGAGUGAUUUGAGGCAUCUCAGAGCAGUACCCACCGAUGAGGCAAAGAGCUUUGCUGCAGAGAACAACUUGAGCUUCAUUGAGACGUCUGCCCUCGACGCCAGCAACGUCGAGCAGGCCUUCCAGAAUAUCCUCACUGAGAUCUACCGCAUCGUUUCAAACAAGGCGCUGCAGUCAUCCGACGAGGUCAUCAAGCCCACGGGCGGAUCAGAGACAAUUACCGUACAGACUUCGACAGACGAUGGAGGCGCUGCUGGCAAGAAGGCUGGUGGAUGCUGCUAGAGAUUCGUGGAGUGGAGAGAGGAGCUGAAUGCAGCGUGCGUGGGUGCGAUUCCCCUUCGUCUCAUCUUCUGCAAUGGAGGGUUUGGCGGGCUUCCGUGGCGGGCUGCAAGCUACAAGCCAGCAUACAUGUAUCAUCGUUGGUCGGACGCUGGUGAGGAGGUGUAGAGGUAGAGGAUGUACGACUGGCGCCUGGUGACUGGCGAAGUGCGACUGCGACUGCUCUUCUUCUUGUAUCUUGUGCAUGCAAGGUGAUUUCUUUUCCGAUUGUUAGGAGCUCAGCCAGC
This is a messenger RNA of Microstroma glucosiphilum, 1187 nucleotides long. Its product is annotated as ras-domain-containing protein. Gene Ontology annotation, cellular component: recycling endosome. The record is from RefSeq and is a predicted model, not a curated record. Gene Ontology annotation, molecular function: GTPase activity; GTP binding. Gene Ontology annotation, biological process: exocytosis. The transcript is spliced from 4 exons. The coding region runs from base 256 to 903 and encodes 215 amino acids. Lineage: Eukaryota; Fungi; Basidiomycota; Exobasidiomycetes; Microstromatales; Microstromataceae.